Messenger RNA from Abrus precatorius (Indian licorice), 921 nucleotides. RefSeq lists its product as uncharacterized. NCBI's taxonomy places the organism in Eukaryota, Viridiplantae, Streptophyta, Magnoliopsida, Fabales, Fabaceae. The record is from RefSeq and is a predicted model, not a curated record. The transcript has a single exon. The coding region runs from base 1 to 921 and encodes 306 amino acids.
AUGGAUUCUGUGCCUUCUCUCUCUGUCUCCCAAGAGGAGUUCCACCAGUUCCAUAGAAUUGACAGAGAACUCUACAAGAUCCUUGUGAUCAACCUCUACCGUGAACCAGCUGAGUCCAUGCAAGUCCUUGCCACGUGGCUCUGGUUGGAGAGGGUGGGAUUUCGUAACGUGGUGAAGAGGGUGUUGUCUUUGCCCAACAUUUUGAUCAAUGAAGUUGCAGAUGAAACGGUUUUGUGCUUGAACUGCAUUAACAACACCGUAAAAAUUUUACCUUCCUCUUCGGAAGGUAGUGACAUACCCCUUCUGCAAAGCCUUGUGGACAAGGAAAUCUCUCUCCAGUUCUUGUUUGAUAACCGUGUAAAAGUACUUCAAGGGGUUGCAAAAGUGGUGCAAGAGGUGUGUGUGAAAGCAUUCACUGACAUCAUGCAACAAGCUAUGGUAAGGAACACAAAUGAGAGAAUGAUGGAAACCCAAAAGGGGGUGACACCAAGCCCAGAGAACCAUUUCUGGUUUGGGUCAAUUGGGCCUUCAAAUCUGAGGCUUGGCAAGGUUGGUUCUGAGGUAAUGGUGCAGAACAAUGAAGUGCCAGCUGAUGAUAGGACCUUGUUUGUGACCUUCUCUAAGGGCUAUCGUGUGCAAGAAUGGGAAGUGAGAGAGUUCUUUACAAUGGCAUAUGGGGAUUGUAUAGAGGCCUUGUACAUGCAGGAAGUGCAGCCAAAUGAACAACCACUCUUUGCUCGCAUUGUUUUUCACAAGAUUUCCAUCAUUGACAUGAUUCUUAGAGGGGCUAACAAAGCAAAAUUUACCAUCAAUGGGAAGCAUGUUUGGGCAAGAAAGUUUGUGCCUAAACGCACAGCUACAAGGAGUGAGUUGUCAACACUUACUAACAUGCCCGGAGAAUCAUCUGGGUCUGGGUUAUAG